ACCCAUAGGUCCCGCAGAAGCCGCUGAGUCCGCAGAAGCCGCUGCGCCUGUGGAACCCGCUGCGCCCGCGGAGUCCGCCGAGCCUGCCGAGCCCGGGGCGUCCGCUGCGCCCGCAGAACCCGCAGAGUCCGGGGAGCCGGCUGAAGCCGCUGAAUCCCAGGGGCCCGUGGCACCCGAGGAUGGCCCUCAGCCUGAAGGUGGUCAAGUUCUUGACAGUGAGGACCCCCAAGAUGAUUCCGAAAUUUCCAGCAUCAGCUGCGGCAUCUGCUGUUACCACCGCUUACAACUUAGACUCCAUCGCAGAGGAGGCUUCGUCCGCGCAGCGCUGCAUUGGGACGCGCGAGGUUUGGGUCAUUUCCCAUUUGGCGGCUCCUUCUUCGCGGCCAUGAAGCGGCAGAACGUGCGUACCCUGUCCCUGAUUGCCUGUACUUUCACCUACCUACUGGUGGGUGCCGCGGUGUUCGACGCCCUAGAGUCAGACCAUGAGAUGCGAGAGGAGGAGAAACUUAAAGCCGAAGAGGUCCGCAUCAGAGGCAAGUACAACAUCAGCUCUGACGACUACCAACAGCUGGAGCUGGUAAUCCUGCAAUCUGAGCCUCACCGCGCUGGUGUCCAGUGGAAAUUCGCGGGUUCCUUCUACUUCGCCAUCACUGUCAUCACAACUAUAGGCUAUGGACACGCUGCUCCUGGAACUGACGCUGGAAAGGCCUUCUGUAUGUUCUAUGCUGUGCUUGGCAUCCCUCUGACGCUGGUCAUGUUCCAGAGCCUGGGCGAGCGCAUGAACACCUUCGUGCGUUACCUGCUGAAGCGUAUCAAGAAGUGCUGUGGCAUGCGCAACACUGAUGUUUCUAUGGAGAACAUGGUGACCAUCGGCUUCUUUUCCUGCAUGGGCACCCUGUGCCUCGGGGCAGCUGCCUUCUCCCAGUGUGAGGAGUGGAGCUUCUUCCACGCCUACUACUACUGCUUCAUUACACUGACUACUAUAGGAUUUGGUGACUUUGUGGCCCUGCAGUCCAAGGGUGCCCUGCAGAGAAAGCCAUUCUAUGUGGCCUUCAGCUUCAUGUACAUCCUGGUGGGUCUGACCGUCAUCGGUGCUUUCCUCAAUCUCGUUGUCCUGCGCUUUCUGACCAUGAAUACCGACGAGGAGCUUCUGGAGGGAGAAGUUGCGGAGAUACUUGCUGGAAAUCCAAACAGAGUGAUUAUCCGUGUGCCAAACAGCCGCAGGCGUCACCUAUCCAUGUCCUUCUGGAAGAAAUACGGCAGGACCCUGUGCUAUCUCUGCUUUCCCCAUGCUGCCGGCUUCCAGGAUGAUGACGACGACGAUGCUGCUGCUGCUGCUGUUGCUGCUGCUGCUGCUGCUCCUCCUCCUCCUCCUGCUGCUGCUGCUCCUGUUGCUGCUCCUUGUGUUCGUGGCAACAUCAAGAAUGUCCGGGCUACUGUCCACUCUGUUUCCUGCAGGGUUGAAGAGAUCCCUCCAAACCUACUGGCCAACAGCUUUCUCCGGCCCCCAUUCAUCAUGGUUCCUGGGAUGCACACCUGCGGGGAGAACCACAGGCUGACCCUCCGUCGCAAGUCCAUCUAAGUGUGGGGAGGGAAGUAGACGAAGAGUCAUUUGUCAUGCGGAUGUAAGUUUCAUUGUCCCAACUCCUCUUUCCCUCCUUAUUUAUUAUUACUCUCUUUUUUUUUUGUGAUUACUGUCAUCAUCAUUCCUUUCUUUCUUCCCUCCUUUCCUGGUUUCAUUUCUUUCCUGCCUUUCCAGCCAGGCAGAGCUGUCCAAAGGGAAAAUAGAGGCCCAUCCUCUCUGAAACUCUCACCUGAGCAUGAAGCAUGGAUUUCUUCCUUUCUCCCCAGCAGAGUUAUGCCUUACAUUUCUCCCUACCCUGCCUCCUCUCUCUGGGGUGGCUUUCCUAGGACAGGUGUGAGAACAAGAGCACCAAGACAGAGCUGAGAGGAUGCCCAUCUCGAAGCCUUUGACUGCCUACCCGUAGUGAUGUCUCUGACCUAACUCCUCUCUUCUUCCCCAAGGACUGGGUGGCUGUGCGUAUGCAUGUGCAACAUGAGUGUGUGUGCUUCUGUGUGCAGGUGUGUUGUGCGACAAGGUGGAAAGUAUCAGGUACUCACUCCCCCUUUUCAUUAACAGUCUCCUUGAGGCUGCUUUCAAACAAACUAAACCUUGCAAGGUUGGAUUUAUUACCUUGCCAAAUUGAGCACAUCCCAUAAGGCACUUUUGACCCAAGAUGGAUCAUAUGGCCAUAGUUUCAAACAGGUAGCUUCUGAGUCUCACUCACUUCUUUUCAGGGUGUAGGUAGGCAAGACCACAGGGAUCAAGUUAACCUGCCAGUUUAAAAUUAAAUAUUAAGAAGUGUGCACUUUAUGGAACUGGUAUGCAUCAUUGACACAAGAAAGCAAAGGUGUCAAAGGAAUAGUCAAGAGCCACUAGUGUCAACUUACUCAAGACAUUUUUAAUUUCAGUAUUUCUAGUUCCAACAGUUUUUCCCCUGCAUCUGGAGUUGUCAGGGUAAAUAGGAAAAUUGUUGGGACCCAAGAGUAUCUAUUUUAUUAUUUUCCUCUUUCUAACGAUGAUGACUAUGACGAUGAUGACUCCGAAGAGCCUCUACCUGCAUGGAUAAGAGUCCUAGUUUUGGAAUGCUUGGAUGAGAAUGGGUAUCAGAAUGAUGAUGUGGUUUUGUUUCCUAAUAAGAAAGUGACAGGGCAGUCCUUGUUAAAAUAUAUAUAUAUAUAGAGAGAUAUAUAUUUCAGGAAACAGUGUCUCUAAAAUGCGCUUGAUCUAUAAAUAGGGAGAAGUUCAUGUUGGUCUCAGGAAGAGUUUUAGAGGCUGUAUCUUGGCCUACUGAGAACUUGUGAAUCUCAGGGGAUGCUUUUGUCUAGGUAGUUGAGAAAUUCCUCCCCACUCUCAAUAAAGGAUGACCCCCUUAGGGGACAGUUGAGGCUAGAGAAUAUGGCACAUCAUAUGUAGGCCCUUUCAAUUGCAGGAGUCCAAGGGCAGCUUGGCCUCCACAUUCACUGAGGGACUCUAAUUUCUCUCAUCGCCAUCCCUGCCAUCUCUAAAAGUCACUCAUCCACUCAUCCUCCCACUCCUUCUUCGUAUACUGGAAGUUCCUGGCUUUUGGAUGGAAAUGGGCUUUGGCUACACUACGCACGCACAAGGAACGCACUUACUGGUCUUCAAGAUUUCUUAAAGGACACAGCAUCCAAAUGCCACCAGUCCCAAGCAUGUGUGCCACUGGGCUGAAACCAGGAGCAUCCAGGACUCCUCUGGAAAGUCAAUGCAUGCACUUAAUGCUACACCCUAUGUUGAAAUAUCCCCUUCGUCUAGGACACGGGACCUUCAAAAGGAGUCUGUGAACCUUAGACUCUCUUGGCCAAAGUUGACAUAUUCAAACUUCGAGGUCUUUCUCAGUUUGCUUGUCUGAGAUGUUGUUGUAUGGAAUGCCCUGCACAGGGCUCUCAAGUCUGUCCAGAGAAUAGAAGCAAAUCACUCUUCUUGAAUGUUUUUGCUCUGCAAAGAGAUUGUUGGCUCUUUCGGGUCACAGACGUGACAAUCCUGAUGCCUAUAUGCAGAGUAAUUUACGCCUCAGAGGAGGCUUCCUGGAACACAUGUAGGAAUUCCCCCUGAAACUGUUGUAAGAUUUGCCCUCAAAUGAAGGUGGGUUAUGUGUGAUCAUGGCGCUGAGGCACUGAGAGAACCAAGGAUCCACUCUCAGUCCCUACCAAGAAGGGUCCAGAAGGUGGACUCCCUGACACAAAGGUGUCUGGACUCAGCCCUCCAGUGGAGGAGGCACCUUGCUCUGUGUCUCCACAGGGCCAAGCAUUAGGCCCAGGAGUUAAACCAGAGGGACAUAGGCUCAGUCUAUCUUCAGAGGUGGCUUCUCACUCAUGUGUCUGUGCAAAGUGGUCACACAGUGACCAUUGUGCAGGAAGUAUUUAAUGACAGGGAGACCCCUCUUCCCAGCAAAAUAUAGACAACACCUAUAUUCUCACAGAGCUGAUACCCCCUUCUGUAAGGCAAAGGGCUGUAGAGUGAAUUCUCUUUCCUCCUCUCGAUAACCACUGAUGGAAGUAAUUGAAGUAACUUGUACUUGGUCAUCAUUCUUGUAACCCUCCUAUGUCUUUGGCUAUUUAUUGCCAGUUCAGAAUUGGAAGGAAGGGCACCAAGUUGACUCUUCCAAGCUUAACAUAAUAGCACCAAGGGAGGGAAUGAAUUUUCGCUUAUCUCCUUGGGAGUGGCUCUUCUCCAAUGGCCGAUCGUUCCUUAGCAUGGGACCUGGUGAGAUUGUUCUCUGAGCACAUCUGGUGAUGUGCUCCUUUGGGGUGAGGGCAGGGAGAAGUCAAGUUCUGAAUGACUCUCUUCUUUACAGGAUGGGAGUGGGCCAUUUCUAUGAAGAGCUUGCCAGUUAAGACCAAAGGCCUCCAUGCAAUGGGAGCUCCACUGACUCCCUCAUUUUCAGAAGAGGAGACAGAUUCAGAAGUGUCAGCAUAUAUGAAGUCAUGUGUCCAGAAUAUAGGUCUUUACCCUUCCUUUUGCUGUUGUCCUAGCUGCUCUGUCACUGUUAUGUACAGCAUUCCAAAGAUCCCCUAUUGCUGGUCUUUAUUGUGUCUCUGGCCAAGGCCUCUCUCCCUGUCUCAUGUACUUGGUAACUUCUUUCAGCCAAGUGGUUAUUGUACCUUUCCCUCCAGUUAACCAAACCCCUUCAAUAGACCUCAUGUCAGGUUGUUUUCAUAAGGGAUUCAGCUUCAGGAACUGGAGGCUGGCUUGCUGUCCAGUGCCUGGAAGUCAAUUUGCCUUGUAUAUACCUAAUAAGAUAUCUGACUCACUUGAACUCUUCACUAAGUGAUCUCCAUCUUUACUUCAUCAAGGACAGGAAGAAGUAGGCAAUGGUAUGAAGUAACCCAGAGCUCUGGGAUUGCUUGAUUUCUAGUGUUCAUCCCAUUUUGACCCUUCAAGGUACCCAUCACAGGAAGAAGGUGCUGUCUCACCCAUUAGCCUGUUAGACUUUGAACAUCAGAGGGAAAUUUCCCCUCUGGGUUUUGCGAUCCUCUCUGAGCCCCCAAACUGCAACCAGCUGUGUUCUUUCUGGUUGCCCCACUCAGUCUGAGGCCAUGGCAACAGCCUCUAAGACCAGAAACCCCAUGAUCCAAAUGCAAUCUGUCACUCUCUUGUUGAGGUUGUGAGAGCCCAUGGUGGGUGAUUGACUGAUGGGGUGCCAGCAGCAUUCAGCAGGGCCAUAGCAGAUGGGAGCACCUAUGUGUCCUCUAUGCAUCAGAUUGAGAAGACAUCUGGAGAGCAGAUAA
Molecule: messenger RNA, 5313 nt
Organism: Acomys russatus (golden spiny mouse)
Lineage: Eukaryota; Metazoa; Chordata; Mammalia; Rodentia; Muridae
Gene: Kcnk9
Product: potassium two pore domain channel subfamily K member 9
Exons: 2
Coding region: 386-1582 (398 amino acids)
Biological process (GO): potassium ion transmembrane transport; stabilization of membrane potential
Cellular component (GO): membrane
Molecular function (GO): potassium ion leak channel activity
Source: RefSeq, a predicted model, not a curated record